GCAUAGUCGUCUUCUGUGCAUAGAAUGAGACCGCUCGUUCGGUAGAAGGAAGUGCUUUUAUUAUCGCUUAAAUUUUGGUGUACACGAGCGUUCAUCACCUCGUAUAAAACUGCGUAACCCCCGACACCGGCAGAGAGGGGUCGUUUGUACCUUUCCAGCAUUUCAACGCUAUACCUAAAGCUGUGGAAAAGCGGUUUUCUCUAUAUUGCCGGAGUAGCGUGGGUUAAGGUGGGCCUUGCCCGGAUAUCUGUCUGACAAGCGAACCAAAACCGAUCCGGUACCCACCUCAAGAUAACCAGCACGGUCACGCGCAUAGUUAGUCCUCUAAAGACUACGUUUGCAGACCGUUUGGACUUUAACACACUCCAAAUGGCAGAUAACCUAAGUGAAGCACUGAAGACGCUAAAGCUCUCGUCGGUAGACAGCGCUACAGACAGUACUGAAGGAUGCUUGGACUGUCUGCUCAAAGCCUUGGCCCAUAAUAAUGUCGAGACCAGUGAAAAGAUUCAGGAGAUGGGUGUUCUUACUAUAAUGCCUGGUCUGCUGUCUGCACAAAACUCAUCUACACCGAAAGUAGCCAACAUCAUUGCAGAAGUGGCCAAAAACGAGUUCAUGAGAAGCCCGUGUGUGGAAGCAGGUCUUAUUCCUCCUCUGGUUCAGCUGCUAAACUCUAAGGAUCAGGAAAUACUGCUCCAGACGGGCCGAGCCCUUGGAAACAUCUGCUACGACAGCCAUGAGGGCAGAAGUGCAGUUGACGCAGCGAGCGGUGCUCAGAUAGUUGCAGGGCACAUUAAGGCUCUGGCCGAAAGCACUGACCCGGCCACCGGGAAGCUCUUGACUGUCUUUUGUGGCAUGCUGAUGAACUAUAGCAAUGAUAAUGAUUCACUGCAGGCACAGCUGAUCACUAUGGGUGUGAUCCCAACACUGGUCAAACUACUAGGGGUUCAUUCCCAAAACACAGCGCUCACUGAGAUGUGCCUCAUUGCUUUUGGGAACCUUGCAGAGCUGGAGUCGAGUAAGGAGCAGUUUGCCUCGACGAAUAUCGCAGAGGAGCUUGUCCGACUGUUUCGUAAGCAGGUCGAACAUGAGAAAAAGGAGAUGAUCUUUGAGGUGUUGGCUCCUCUCGCAGAGAACGAUGCGAUUAAGCUUCAGCUGGUGGAGGCUGGUUUGGUGGAGUGUCUACUGGAGGUGGUCGCUCAGACUGUAAACAGUGAUCGAGAGGAAGAUGUGGCUCAACUCAAGACGGCCUCAGACCUCAUGGUGCUUCUCUUGUUGGGAGAUGAGUCCAUGCAGAAGCUGUUCGAGGGAGGGAAAGGCAGCGUUUUUCAAAGGGUUCUUUCAUGGGUGCCCUCCAACAACCAUCAGCUUCAGUUAGCUGGCGCCCUCGCCAUCGCUAACUUUGCCCGCAAUGAUGGGAACUGCAUCCACAUGGUAGAUACUGGUAUUGUACAGAAGCUUCUGGAACUGUUAGACAGACACGUGGAUGAGGGAAACGUCACGGUCCAACACGCAGCACUAAGCGCUUUGAGAAAUCUAGCUAUCCCAGUGGUCAACAAAUCUAAGAUGCUCUUGGCUGGUGUGUCAGAUGUGGUGUUAAAAUUUCUCAAGUCUGAAAUGCCUCCAGUUCAGUUCAAGCUCCUGGGAACGUUACGGAUGCUCAUCGACACACAGGCUGACGCUGCAGAGCAGCUGGGAACAAACACAAAACUGGUGGAGCGUUUGGUGGAGUGGUGUGAAGCUAAAGAUCACGCUGGUGUGAUGGGAGAGUCUAACCGUCUGCUGUCUGCUCUCAUACGACACAGCAAGUCAAAGGAUGUGGUCCGAACAGUCAUACAAGGUGGAGGUGUCAAGCACUUGGUAACCAUGGCAACAAGUGAGCACAUGAUCAUGCAGAAUGAAGCGCUGGUGGCCCUGGGUCUUAUUGCAGCUCUAGACCUUGAUUGUGCAGAAAAGGACUUUGUUGGCUCCAGUCUGGUGCAGGUACUACACAAACUGCUGACGGAUGAUCGCAGUGCACCCGAGAUCAAAUACAACUCUAUGAUUUUAAUCUGCUCUGUCAUGGGAUCAGAACCUCUCCAUAAAGAAGUGCAGAGCUUGGCCUUCAUCGAUGUGGUCUCCAGUCUACGCUCGCAUGAGAACAAGACGGUGGCCCACCAGGCGUCACUCACAGAACAGCGACUAACAGCACAGAGCUAAAAGACACUUACCCUCCAGCCUGCCUGCCUCCUAUCUGCACAAACACACACACAAUCCCUCACCGUAUCUUUCAUUGUCAUGUGCCAAGCUGUUGUCCAAUCUGCAUUCCCGGAUACAGGCCCUCAUCUCUACCCUGCUCCGAAUGAGAUGCAUUACCCAGAGGUGGCCAUACUUUGUAGACAGCCUUCUGCAAUAGAUUCAUACAUCAAGUUUUGAGAAGACCAUAGCUGUGAAUUAAAAAAAUAAACCACAUGGGGCUUCAAAAUAGAAAAAAAUGAAUUUUGGCUGUGGGAACAGGGCAGCGGGGCUUUCAUGACUUGUAAGAUUUUACAUACCAACCAAGUUGUGCAUGUUUUUUUAUGGUCCAGUUGAUGUAUCAGUGUACAGACAUUCAAGCCACACCCAUAACCUCACACUGACUCCGCCCCUUCCCCGCUUUAACGUUACCUUAUACAUUUAAAUGUAGAAAUCAAAAUGUGUUUGAGCCGUAUAGGGGACAGCAUGGACCUUACAUAUUUACCUCCUGGUCCUCAUGCCAUACAUGAUCAAUGGAGUCAUUAUACUGGAAAGAGCUAAUUUCAUAUCAUUAGUCUGUUGUAUUUAUAAAAUAGAUUACUGUACUAUCAUAAAAACGUCUUGGUACCAAGGAGCUUAGAAAUGAGAUUUCAUUUAAAGGGACGGUAUACCGCAAAAUGAAAACUUUGUCAUUUUUAAUCACCCUCAUGUGUUUAAAUCCCCAAUGUCUUUCUCUAUGUAAUGCACACGGUUACUAUGGGAGUGGAUGGUGACCGAGGCAGUCGACUCGUGCAGUAUAUUUUGUUUAACAAUUUCGUGUCUUUUUGAAGCUUGAAGAGGUGGUCAUCAUCCACUCCCAUUGUAACCAGAAACCCCAACAACACUUUUUAAAAUUAAAUGCUUUUUUUUUAAGACGUUGGGGAUAAAACUACAUGAUGAUGGUGAGUAAAUAAUGACAGUUUUUCAUUUUUGGGUGAACUGUCCCUUUAAAGGGACAUUCCACUAGUUUGAAAAUAUGCUCAUUUUCCAGCUCCCAUAGAGUUAAACAUUUGAUUCUUACCGUUUUGGAGUCCAUUCAGCUGAUCUCCGGGUCUGGCGCUAGCACUUUUAGCAUAGCUUAGCAUAAUCCAUUGAAUCUGAUUAGACCAUUAGCAUCGCACAAAAAAUAACCAAAGAGUUUCGAUAUUUUUCCUAUUUAAAUCUUGACUCUUCUGUAGUUACAUCGUGUACUAAGACUGACAGAAAAUUAAAAGUUGUGAUUUUUUUAGGCAGAUAUGGCUAGGAACUAUACUCUCAUUCUGGUGUAAUAAUCAAGGACUUUGCUGAUGUAACAUGGCUGCAGCAGGCGUAGUGAUAUUACGCACUGCCCGAAAAUAGUCCCCUGCUGUUGAAAGUAACCAAGUCAAGUUUUAAAUAGGAAAAAUAUUGAAACUCUUUGGUUAUUAUUAGCGCGAUGCUAAUGGUCUAAUCAAAUUCAAUGAAUUGUGCUAAGCUAUGCUAAAAGUGGUAGCGCCAGACGCGGAGAUCAGCUGAAUGGAUUCCAAAACGGUAAGAAUCAAAUGUUUAACUCUAGGGGAGCUGGAAAAUGAGCAAUUUUCAUAAAAAGUGCAAUGUCCCUUUAAGGGCAGUGUAUAUUAUGACGGUUCAUCUCCUACGUAAAUAAAGAAAUGACAAUAUUUUAUGAGUAACCUAAAACACAUUCCUCAUUUGGAAGUGACUACAAUAGCAUGACUGCUAAUAUGCCAUCAGCCAGGGUCUUCAUUGGGGAGCAGUGUUGUAUAAGAGGGAGUCGUCUCUGGUGUCUUAUUGGGCCUGGGCAAAAGAGGGUGACUUUGCUUGGGCCGUGUGAACUUAAUAUUGGCCCUUUAUUAAGGUAGACCCUGAUUAUUUGGGAAAGAGAAGCGUGGUACUGAUUUGAAAGGGCUGGCACAGGAUUUUGUGUUGGACAUGGUGGGCAAUCGACUUCAGAUGCCAGCAGCUACGCUACGCAAAGUAUCUGGACAACAUUAGAAUAAGAAAACACUCUUUGUGAAUGUUUGACGCUGUGGUACAGCUUUCCUUGUUUUGCAUGUCGAUCUGCGUUCUCACGUCGUCCGGUAUCUUAGAAACAUGCAUCUAUUUGCAUGUCCGAUACUGUGAAUCACUGUUAUGUGCUCAUUUUAUGUCUGGUAAAUAAGUUCUUAUUACAUUUGUACCCUUGAGGAACCACACGGGAAUUCCUUAUAUCUACAGUAACAACCUUACAAAUAUUAACUAAAAUUAUUGUUGUAAAUGUCAUGAAUUGUACAUUUGAAAGAUUUAAACUUAUUAAAGCAAUUGCUGGUGACGAUU
This is a messenger RNA of Misgurnus anguillicaudatus (oriental weatherfish), 4542 nucleotides long. RefSeq names its product RAP1, GTP-GDP dissociation stimulator 1 (gene rap1gds1). The record is from RefSeq and is a predicted model, not a curated record. Lineage: Eukaryota; Metazoa; Chordata; Actinopteri; Cypriniformes; Cobitidae. Gene Ontology annotation, molecular function: guanyl-nucleotide exchange factor activity; protein binding. Gene Ontology annotation, biological process: positive regulation of GTPase activity.